Messenger RNA from Lipotes vexillifer (Yangtze River dolphin), 2026 nucleotides. It is a transcript of the gene ETNPPL, whose product is annotated as ethanolamine-phosphate phospho-lyase. The coding region runs from base 117 to 1616 and encodes 499 amino acids. Lineage: Eukaryota; Metazoa; Chordata; Mammalia; Artiodactyla; Lipotidae. Gene Ontology annotation, cellular component: mitochondrion. The transcript is spliced from 13 exons. The record is from RefSeq and is a predicted model, not a curated record. Gene Ontology annotation, molecular function: transaminase activity; pyridoxal phosphate binding; ethanolamine-phosphate phospho-lyase activity.
CCCAACGGGGGAAAACGGGAGAAAAGGGCCACCGCUGAGCCAGUCCCGCGGGCUCGCGAGAGAGGCGAACGGACCGGAGAGGGGAGACCCCUGGGGGCGCCCGGCACCCCGCCAGCAUGUGCGAGCUAUACAGGAAGCAAGACACCCUUGCGCUGAGGAGGAAGCACAUCGCGCCCUCCUGCAAAGUUUUCUUUGCUGCGGAUCCCAUCAAAAUAGUGCGAGCCCAGGGGCAGUACAUGUUUGACGAGAAAGGUGAACAGUACUUGGAUUGCAUCAACAACGUAGCCCAUGUGGGACACUGCCACCCAGAAGUGGUCAAAGCUGCCCAGAAACAGAUGGAACUACUAAAUACAAAUUCUCGAUUCCUCCACGACAACAUUGUUGAGUAUGCCAAGCGCCUGUCAGCAACCCUGCCGGACAGACUCUCUGUUUGCUAUUUUACAAAUUCAGGAUCUGAAGCCAAUGACUUAGCCUUACGCCUGGCUCGGCAGUUCAGAGACCACCAAGACGUGAUCACUCUCGACCAUGCUUACCAUGGUCACCUAUCAUCUUUAAUUGAGAUCAGUCCAUAUAAAUUUCAAAAGGGCAAAGAUGUCAAGAAAGAAUUUGUGCAUGUGGCACCAGCUCCAGAUACGUACAGAGGAAAAUACAGAGAAGACCAUACAGACCCGGCCAGUGCUUAUGCCGAUGAAGUGAAGAAAAUUAUUGACGAAGCUCAUAACAGUGGAAGGAAGAUUGCUGCCUUUAUUGCUGAAUCCAUGCAGAGUUGUGGCGGACAAAUAAUUCCUCCAGCAGGCUACUUCCAGAAAGUGGCAGAAUAUGUACAUGGAGCAGGAGGUGUGUUUAUAGCUGAUGAAGUUCAAGUAGGCUUUGGCCGAGUUGGGACACAUUUCUGGAGCUUCCAAAUGUUUGGUGAAGAUUUCGUUCCAGACAUCGUCACAAUGGGAAAACCAAUGGGCAAUGGCCACCCAGUGGCAUGCGUGGUAACAACCAAAGAAAUUGCAGAAGCCUUCAGCAGCUCUGGGAUGGAAUAUUUCAAUACGUAUGGAGGAAAUCCAGUAUCCUCUGCUGUUGGUUUGGCCAUCCUGGAUGUAAUUGAAAAUGAAGACCUUCAGGGAAAUGCCACAAGAGUAGGGAAUUAUCUCACCAAGUUACUGAAUAAGCAGAAGGCUAAACAUGCUUUGAUAGGAGAUAUCAGGGGCGUUGGCCUUUUUAUUGGAAUUGACUUAGUGAAGGACCAUCAGGAAAGGACCCCCGCCACAGCCGAAGCUCAGCACAUCAUCUACAAGAUGAAAGAAAAGCGAGUGCUUCUCAGUGCCGAUGGACCUCAUAGAAAUGUGCUUAAAAUAAAACCACCCAUGUGCUUCACUGAAGAAGAUGCCAAGUUUAUGGUGGACCAGCUGGAUGAGAUUCUAACAGGUUUAGAAGAAGCCGUCGGAGCCAAAACUGAGAGUGUGAUCUCUGAGAAUACUCCGUGCAGAACCAAGAUGCCUGAGGAAGCCCACUCGGAAUUGCUCAGUGACGGCAGCCCGGACCCCAAAGAAAAUCCCAGCCGAAAAAGAAAUGGAUUGUGCACAGAUAAACAUUCACUGCUCAGUAAGAGGCUCAAGACAUGAGAGACGAGCAUUUUACAGCAAGAUCAAUGUCCAGAGUUACACAGAAUGAAUGGAAGUGUCCCUUCUGUUAAAGCUCUAUUAUACCCGCCAAAGGAAGAAUCUGCAUUCCAUUCAGGUAUAAAUAAAGUAAAUGAGUAAUAAGAAUAAUCCAAGUGAUAAUCAAACCCUGUCAAGAUUCAGCCUCCAGCCUGUUAAUUCCUUACUUGAGAUUUCUGAAAGUACUCCAUUUAUUCUACUCAAUUUCAGCUUCAAAUGGAAUAUUUAUUAAGUUGGAAGUUUUACGUCUCAUGUUUUAAUAUUUGACGUGACAGAGCAAAGUACGGUAGUAGGUUCCUGAACUUUGGAGACUAUGAAUUCUUUAAUGAUUUAAUUUGUAUAUAUUUAUGGACUAUAAUAAAAUAAAAGAUGAU